Messenger RNA from Pyricularia grisea, 1843 nucleotides. RefSeq lists its product as uncharacterized. The transcript has 3 exons. The record is from RefSeq and is a predicted model, not a curated record. NCBI's taxonomy places the organism in Eukaryota, Fungi, Ascomycota, Sordariomycetes, Magnaporthales, Pyriculariaceae. The coding region runs from base 1317 to 1610 and encodes 97 amino acids.
GCUCCCUGUUCACUCAGUGGAUAGACAACCAAAACAACGCGCCACCCGCAAGCAACACAAAUCAUGCCCAAUCAACCUGAAAGAUAAACGGUGAACAAGGAGGCCUCCACAAAGGAGAAACUGUGUAACUCACAAGCCCAUAUCCCACCACACCUGCUCUUAUUGCUCGCCGACUAAGGUGGGACGAGCAAACAAUGCAUACUGGAUCCACAAAGAACGCCCACAAAAGAAGGAUGCGGCCAAAGCAUACGUAUGCAGCCAACGUGGCAAUAAGCGAAGGAUUGCCAGGAUAUGGGCAGUCUGUUCCGUAAUAGACGCAGUCCAGUCCCCCUCUCUCUCCUAAGAUGAUCCACUCUAAAUAAUCGCCUCCUCCUCUACGCGUGUUGAGUGCUGUUAUUUAUCCAAACAAACCCGCCGAUCAGUCGCGUCUUAUGGUUGGUUGUUCUCCUUGGUUGAGAAGUAAGGGUAGUGGGAGCGUCGUCGCGAGCGCCAGUGCUGUUUAGGCUCUGAUUGGAGAUUCCAAAGUUUUCACGGUUGUUAGGUUCCAACUCAGGGAUAUGAUGCAAGGCCGGCACCAGUGGCAAUCGGCUCCAUUUGGACGCGAACGUGAACUUGGUAUAUCAUUACGCGCCAAAGUCCUCGCUGAAGCGUGUCCAUCUGGCGUCAGGGGGCACCUAGCAAGUCGCCCGUGCGAGCUCACGGCCAUUUUCGUGGGAAUCUUGGCUAUAGACGCUUGAAAAGGGAGGAUGUGCUUGCCUGUGGAAACCUGUUCCCAUGAUUCUGCCGUAAUGUAUUGAGAUCGAUUUCUUUAAUCUCUAACGCUGUUUUAGAAACAAUUCUGUCCGUUUUGUCAUUCCCAACAAAAGUAUCGACCCGUCAAACACACAGCUACGUCUCGAACCAUGGAUUGUGCAACAUUUGCCGUAUACCACGACGUCGACCAUUUCGAUGCUGGUAACCUUGCCGAGCAGGCAAGCCAAACCAGUUCUCAGUCUAGUGGAGGUAUCAACCUUCAUGAUCCACUUCAUCCUUUAUUGGUGGGAUCUUUUGUUGCUGCCUGGGGUGGGCCCGAAAAACCGACUGCGCAAAUGGAUGAAGACGAAGAUCUUCCUUUACCAUGGGGUCAACACUCCCUGAGCUCAACCGGCCAAAGUCAACUUUAUGGGCUCCAGCAGACAGCUAAUACGGAUCUUGCGCAAACCACCAUCUCCCUGGAAAAAGAGAAAGUCGGAUAUCCAGUUAUGGAUAUACGUUGGGCGAUGAGCCGCCAUACAAUUGCGAGGCCACCGACAAAACCCACCUGAAAGCAAAUUGUAAUGCUGGUGGUUGUACCCCAGUCAAUGCUGCUACCGCUACCGGCAGCCAAAGACUGUGUGGCAAGCUAUUGCACCCUGUCACAUCUGAAGCGCCAUCAGAAGAAACAUAGUAAAACCUUUGAUUUCACCUGUUUAAUAUGUCAAAAACAAGAAACCCGCAAGGACAAUUUUGCCAGCCACGUCUACAAACACACCAAAAAUAAUGGCGGUUAUGCAAGGAUCAAAUAUCACCCAAAGGCAGAAAAUUACUUAAAGUCCAUCAAGAACGGCGAACCUAUGGAGACGUUAAAGUGAUGACUUAUCGUGAUUAGAUCGGCAACUCACCCACGUGGGUCAGUCGUGAGUUGGAAGGCUAAAAAAUAUCCGGGUCAUGCAUCUAAGUUUUCGGGGAUAGAAGAGUGUAAAUGUUACGUCGUUUUGACCUUGUUGAUUUGAGUUUGGCCUACCAACUGUCGUCCCCCAAGGAGUUCUAAUUGGCUCAAAAUAAGGCAACGUUCCAAUACUAGCUGAAAAUCUUUAUUCGCCGA